Molecule: messenger RNA, 450 nt
Organism: Elgaria multicarinata webbii
Lineage: Eukaryota; Metazoa; Chordata; Lepidosauria; Squamata; Anguidae
Gene: COPS9
Product: COP9 signalosome subunit 9
Exons: 3
Coding region: 62-235 (57 amino acids)
Biological process (GO): negative regulation of protein neddylation
Source: RefSeq, a predicted model, not a curated record
AGCUAAUGUAUCCGGAAACCGGCUGUAGGUGUGAGGUGGGUAGAACUUGACGGGAAGAGCGAUGAAGCCGGCGGUGGACGAGAUGUUCCCCGAGGGUGCGGGGCCUUAUGUUGACCUUGAUGAGGCUGGAGGAAGUACAGGUCUGUUGAUGGAUCUAGCAGCCAAUGAAAAGGCAGUACAUGCAGACUUCUUUAAUAAUUUCGAAGAUAUGUUUGACGACGAUGAUAUCCAGUGAAAUUCAUCUUCCAGCUGUGCUGUAUACUUAAGUUUUUGUUGUAGAGGCACACUGUGUUCUAAACAAAGAGAAAAUGUCAAUAUUGUGCCUGAGACAUGGAAGAACACUACGAAAGGCAAAAGAAUGAUGAAGAGGAGAAUUGUGGAGUUGUUUCCCACUAGAAAAUGUGUAGAUAUGCAAUAUUUCUGGCUUGCUUCAAUAAAAUCUAAACAAUC